Messenger RNA from Myxozyma melibiosi, 1449 nucleotides. Its product is annotated as fatty acid desaturase-domain-containing protein. The transcript has a single exon. Gene Ontology annotation, molecular function: oxidoreductase activity, acting on paired donors, with oxidation of a pair of donors resulting in the reduction of molecular oxygen to two molecules of water. The record is from RefSeq and is a predicted model, not a curated record. Gene Ontology annotation, biological process: unsaturated fatty acid biosynthetic process. Lineage: Eukaryota; Fungi; Ascomycota; Lipomycetes; Lipomycetales; Lipomycetaceae. Bases 129 to 1334 code for a protein of 401 amino acids.
ACGCGAAGGCGAAAACUGAAAACUGAAUUUCUUGUCGCUGAGCUGAGCCGAGUCUUCUUCCUCUCCUCCUCCUCCUCCUCCUCCUCUCUUCUCUCCUCCUCCUCCUCCCUACUCCUAUAGUAUUCGCCAUGGCCUCCACCGGCUCUGCCACCACCGUCGUCGAGUCCCCGAAGGUCUACAAAACCGCCCUCGGCGAAGACUUCGUCCCGCCCCAGUUCACCAUCAAAGACAUCCUCGACGCUAUCCCCAAACACUGCUUCGAACGCUCCUUCUUCCGCUCCUUCGCCCACGUCCUCCGCGACUUUGUCUACAUCGCCCUCCUCUUCUACGCCGCCACCCACAUCCAGUACAUCGACUCCCUUGCCCUCCGCGUCCUCUGCUGGGCCGCCUAUGGCUUCGUCCAGGGCAUGGUCGGCACCGGUCUCUGGGUUCUAGCCCACGAGUGCGGCCACGGCGCCUUCUCCACCUCCCGCUUCGCAAACGACACCGUCGGCUGGGUCCUCCACUCCGCCCUCUUCGUCCCCUACCACUCCUGGCGCAUCUCCCACUCGAAGCACCACAAGGCCACCGGCCAUCUCUCCCGCGACAUGGUCUUCGUCCCAAAGUCCCAGGAGACCUACCUCAUCUCCCGCGACCUCUCCGAGCUCACCGAGGAGGCCCCCAUCGCCUCCCUCUACUGGCUCUUCGUCCAGCAGCUCUUUGGCUGGCCCACCUACCUCCUCACCAACGUCACCGGCCAAAAGUACCCCUCCGUGGCCAAGUGGCAGAUCAACCACUACUGGCCCAACGCGCCAAUCUUUGACGCCAAGGACUUUUGGGACAUCAUCAUCUCCGACCUCGGCAUCCUCACCGCCUCUGCUGUCUCGUACUUUGCCAUCCAGAAGUUCGGCAUCGUCAACUACGCGCUCUACUACUUCAUGCCCUACCUCUGGGUCAACCACUGGCUCGUCUGCAUCACCUAUCUCCAGCACACCGACCCCUCCCUCCCCCACUACGAGGCCUCGGAGUGGAACUUUGCCCGUGGCGCAGCCGCCACCAUCGACCGUGGCUUCCUCGGACCCAUCGGCCGCCAUGUCUUCCACGAGAUUAUCGAGACCCACGUCGCGCACCACUACUCGAGCCGCAUCCCUUUCUACCAUGCCGAGGAGGCCACGCAGGCCAUCCGCAAGGUCAUGGGCAGCCACUACCGCGUCGACCGCACAAACGUCCUUCUCGCGCUGUGGAAGGUCUGCCGUACUUGCCAGUUUGUCGAGGGCGACGGCGUUAAAAUGUACCGUAACGGAAACGGUAUCGGAGUGAAGCCGCAGGAGCUCGAGAGCAAGAAGAGGGCGUAGACGUCUCUUGACUUCUCUGCACUAUACAUAUACACUCUACAUUAUACAUCUACUCGGCUUAUGUUCUCAUGCGAUAUCAAUAGAAAUACAUCAAAUAUCUUGAUACAUACAUAAU